GGCGGGGCCGGGGGGGCGGGAGCUAUGCCGCCGGUGCGGGUGCUGGUGGACAUGGACGGGGUCCUCGCCGACUUUGAGGCCUCCUUCCUCAGGCUCUACCGCUCCCGCCACCCGCAGCUGCCCUACGUGGCGCUGGACGAGCGCCGAGGCUUCUCGGUGGAGGCCCAGUACCGGCAGCUCGACCCCGGCCUCGCGGCGGAUUUUGUAAGGAACAUUUAUGGGAGUCCCAAUUUCUUUUUGGAUUUGGUGCCAAUACCUGGAGCAGUGGAGGCCAUGCAGGAGAUGUUCAGCCUGAACGAAACAGAAGUCUUCAUCUGCACCAGUCCUAUCCUGAAGUAUGAAUAUUGUGUCAAAGAGAAGUACGCUUGGGUCGAGAAACAUCUGGGCCCCCAGUUUGUGCAGCGUUUGGUGAUGAGCCGGGACAAGACCAUAGUGUCAGCCGACCUCCUCAUUGACGACAAGGUGGAUAUCAAAGGAGUGGAGCCAAACCCCAGCUGGGAGCACAUUGUGUUCACCUGCUGGCACAACCGGCACACUGAGCUCGAGCCACAUCGCAGGAGACUGGAAUCCUGGUCAGACGACUGGAAAGCCAUCAUAGACGGCAAACGCAGGGAGUGACAGCACAUCGGACGGGAAGCUGCCACCCGGCUUUACUAACGCGAGCACUGGUUCCUUCACUCAGGAAGGCGCUCUGGGACGCUACCCUGCGUGAGGGGCGCUAUUUAAAUGCAAGUUAUUGUUGUUGUUGACAGCUUGUGGGCGAUUUAAUGAGCGAAACAUACUGUGAAACUGUUACUGUGAGAAAAUACAAAGGAUCAGAAGUCAGAAUGAAAUCACUGUAAAAAAAAAGUCCUGUUUAAUUGAAGUGAAACAUUUUAUUUGACUGUAUAGUCUCGUCUCUUUUUCCCAUUAAAUCUCUGAAGUUUUAUUUUAAAA
Messenger RNA from Callorhinchus milii (elephant shark), 936 nucleotides. RefSeq names its product 5'(3')-deoxyribonucleotidase, mitochondrial. Bases 25 to 618 code for a protein of 197 amino acids. The record is from RefSeq and is a predicted model, not a curated record. Gene Ontology annotation, molecular function: 5'-nucleotidase activity. The transcript has 5 exons. NCBI's taxonomy places the organism in Eukaryota, Metazoa, Chordata, Chondrichthyes, Chimaeriformes, Callorhinchidae. Gene Ontology annotation, biological process: pyrimidine deoxyribonucleotide catabolic process.